GCCGGCACCGCCUCUGUCGUCUGCUAGGCCGCUGCCGUCGGCUCCAACAGGGACAGCCGUUUGUGGAAAAUCGAAGUUAUGUCCGCUUUUAAUUUUAAGGCGCCGGAAGGGGGCGUUAUUUAACGAGCGAAAUGGUCGUGAGGGUUGCGAGAGGGUUCGGCGGCCCAGUGCGCUCGCAGGGAAGUCCGACGGUAGUCAUUGUGUGGUGAACCCGGUGAACCCCAUCGCCUGCCAAGUCUUGACAGCCAAUUAGUGCUAUGAGAGAACUGCAAAUAUGGAUCUGACCAAAGUGCGAAACGAAAGGAAACUUGAGAUAUGCAGACUUUAUGCCAGAGCUGGCUGGGCGUUCCUGCCUCUUUUGUGGGCCGUCAAUUUUGUUUGGUUUUACAAAGCAGCUUUCACUGCGGAUCCUUACCCCGAGCAAAAAGAAAUAAAGAGAUAUGUUUUACUCUCUGGCGUGGGUGCACUUCUGUGGAUUAUUGCAUUGACCAUCUGGAUAGUUUUGUACCAAACACAUCGUAUUGAAUGGGGAGACUGGGGGGAAUCUAUUUCAUUCAUAAUACCCACUGGAAGUCCAUAGCUUCCUCAAAUUCAUGUGUAGAGUGCCUUAAACUGUAUCAUGCUUUGCUAUCUCUGGUGAUUUAUUAUUAGAGAAAGCUAUUCUCAAAUGAGUUUUGUAUAUACUGUAGAGUCUUGUAGAUAGUUUGGUUUUGUUUGUUGUUUUUCUCAGUAUAAAGCAGUUCUCAUGUAAUUUAUGUGCGAGUGUGCAACGGUAUGCAAGUUCCUGUGAAAUAUGUAGGAAACCACAAAAUUUUCAUGGGGUAUUUCAUCCUAAUGGCUUGCUCUUUGUGGUUUAGUUGUGUCUUCUUUCUUUUUCUUCAUUGAUAAAAAGUUUUCUGUAUUUUGAUGUCAUUUAGAAAAGUUUGUGACCUUUUCUUAAAAAUCGCAAAUAAGUCAGUUGGAUUGUAAUAAGUCAUGUGUGAAAAAAUAAAAAAACCAUGCAAUAUUGAAA
Thrips palmi is the source of this 1012-nucleotide messenger RNA. Its product is annotated as gamma-secretase subunit pen-2-like. The transcript is spliced from 3 exons. The record is from RefSeq and is a predicted model, not a curated record. NCBI's taxonomy places the organism in Eukaryota, Metazoa, Arthropoda, Insecta, Thysanoptera, Thripidae. Gene Ontology annotation, cellular component: gamma-secretase complex. Gene Ontology annotation, biological process: Notch receptor processing. The coding region runs from base 275 to 580 and encodes 101 amino acids.